AUGAUCCCCUCCCCCUCUCUCCCUCUCUCCCGUUCUUUCCUCUGCCACAGUAUCUGUCUGACUCCUGGCGUCGAUCGGGUCGAGCUUCGUGCAUUUGCAGACUGAAAGCUCAGAAAAGUUCCGAUCUUUCUCGAGCUGAGUUGAUAGAAAGGGCGAAACUGGGUCGAUUUUCCUGAAGCUUGGACAAGGUGGCUCUCGAUAUUCACCACCGCCUGCAAAGCAUCGAAAUCUUCAAGACCAGCCACAAGAAAGUGAUGGUGAGUCCGAUAAUAAGAAUGGGAAACGACGAUUUGAGCCCGCCGUGGCUGAAGCCAAUGCUCCAGGCGAGCUACUUCAUGCCCUGUCCCGUCCACGGAGUCUCCAACAAGAGCGAGUGCAACAUGUUCUGCUUGGACUGCGUCGGAAAUGCUCUCUGCUCUUACUGUCUCGUCCAUCACAGAGACCAUCGCGUCGUUCAGAUAAGACGAUCCUCGUACCACAACGUGGUGAGGGUGAAUGAGAUUCAGAAGUACAUCGAUAUAUCGUGCGUUCAGACAUACAUAAUCAACAGCGCGAAGAUUGUGUUCCUCAAUGAGAGGCCGCAGCCCAGGCCUGGGAAGGGGGUCACCAACACUUGCGAGAUUUGUUGCAGAAGCCUCCUUGAUUCCUUCAGGUUCUGUUCUCUGGGUUGCAAGCUCAAUGCAAUGAAGAGGGGCGAUGAUCCGGACCUCACAUUCACUCUGAAACUCAAGCAUGGUAGGGAUGCCCUCAGUGGUGACUUCGAAUCGGACGAGUCGUCGACUCCAAAGAAGCCUCGGAAGUCCCUGUUCUUCAGCCGUCUGAUGGACGGGACGGCCUUUUUCUCCGAAAAUAAGAUGGACGGUGGAGAGAGGCUGUCUUGGUCCGGCGAUGAUGCCGCCGCAAGCAUCUCUCCCAGCACGCCGCCAAUAUAUAACCACAGCAAUGCCAGGCGAAGGAAGGGCAUUCCUCAUCGUGCUCCUUUCUAAAAAAAAAAUUCUGAAAAAAAAAAAAAGACAGACAGAAGAAGAAGAAGAAGAAAGAUCAGACCUUUUUAUUAGUUUAUAGUGUAUAGUGAGUCAUUUGGGACUGAACACAGAAAGAUGAAUUGUUAGGGACAAGAAUGCAAAGUGAAAUGUGGUAUGGGGGGGGUUUGGAAAUAGUGAAAGCUUCAGCUGUAAAUAGUAAUAUGGUGAAAGAUUGGACAUAGUUUGUGCCUUUUCUCCUUGUAUAUAUGGACCAAGGAAUAUGGCUUUGCCUCUUUUAGCUGUUACAUAGGAUUUGGUCUCAUGAGGUAGAAUCUAUAGAUAUGAAGUGUACAUAGGUCCCAUCUACUGAUCAUAGACUCCUGAUAUGUUCAAACAUGAUUUGCCAUAACGGAGUUGGCAUAUUGCUAUGUG
Molecule: messenger RNA, 1397 nt
Organism: Rhodamnia argentea
Lineage: Eukaryota; Viridiplantae; Streptophyta; Magnoliopsida; Myrtales; Myrtaceae
Product: protein RGF1 INDUCIBLE TRANSCRIPTION FACTOR 1-like
Exons: 4
Coding region: 255-986 (243 amino acids)
Source: RefSeq, a predicted model, not a curated record